CUGAGCGCAGGCUCGGAGAACGGAUGAGAUGGUGAUGGUGGAGGUGCGAAAUGCGCCCCCUUCGGUCAGAAGAGUUAAAAAGCAGCGAGCGUGCGAGGGUCGCUCCACUGUGAGUCUGACAAGAGCCACGGAAAAGUUAGCAGCGGAUUUUAGACGUGUACCACCCGCGCACAGCAUCAUGGCAAACAAAGCAAAGCCUCCUCACCUCCACCUGGCCGAGGUCACAGCGUCCCAGUUCCUCGACAUCUGGAAGCACUUUGAUGCCGACGGCAAUGGUUAUAUCGAAGGGAAGGAGUUGGAGAAUUUUUUUCGGGAGCUGGAAACCGCCCGCAGGGGAGCUGGCGUGGACCCUUCAAACCCAACAUUCAGAGAAAAGAUGAAUGACUUCAUGCAGAAGUUUGACAAGAACAAAGAUGGAAGAAUUGAGAUGUCAGAGCUGGCCCAGAUUCUUCCCACUGAAGAGAACUUCUUGCUCUUCUUCAGACAAUUUGUCAGCUCCAGUGCUGAGUUCAUGGAGGCAUGGCGACGAUAUGAUACAGACCGCAGUGGCUACAUUGAAGCGAAUGAAUUGAAGGGCUUUCUCUCGGACCUCUUGAAGAAGGCUAACAGAAACUACGACGAGCACAAGCUUCAUGAAUACACACAGACCAUACUCAGGAUGUUUGAUCUGAAUGGAGACGGAAAACUGGGCCUUUCAGAGAUGGCGAGACUUCUACCUGUUCAGGAGAAUUUCCUGCUGAAAUUCCAGGGUGUCAAGCUGACUAGUGAGCAGUUCAAUGCAAUCUUUACAUAUUAUGACAAGGAUGGGAAUGGCUACAUUGAUGAGAAGGAGUUGGACGCCCUGCUACGAGACCUUUGCCUGACAAACAAGACGGAGGCAGACCUGAAGAACCUGACAGACUACAAGCAGAGCAUCAUGAGCCUUUCUGAUGGAGGGAAGCUCUACCGCGGAGAGCUUGAAAUCAUCCUCUGCAGGGAGCCAAUUCAAUGAUUCCUGAUCCUUUCUUCGUCUGUAUGAUUAUGUCUGCUCUGCCUACCCUGCUCUCCCAAUUAAGCACUCGCUUCCUGCUGCCUGGCAAAAAAAACAUCAGGUGCAUGUGCUGGACCUCCCAUCUUCUCCUAAAGCUGCUUCCGAAUAAUUGACAAGUAAACCAUUGGCACACGAUAGCUCUUCUCUAUUUACCCCUUGUUUUCUGCAACCUGACCUCUCGAACCUUAUGUGAUCGUUUCUGAACCAUGCAGCAAGCCCUAACAUUCAAUUUGAAGUCGUUUGACGCCACGACAUGAUUUUAAUUUCAAUGUUUGUUUUUGGCCAAUGCUGUUAACUGAAAAUCCCAAUAAAACUCUUCAACAUGAA
Molecule: messenger RNA, 1357 nt
Organism: Hippocampus zosterae (dwarf seahorse)
Lineage: Eukaryota; Metazoa; Chordata; Actinopteri; Syngnathiformes; Syngnathidae
Gene: calb2a
Product: calbindin 2a
Exons: 11
Coding region: 29-991 (320 amino acids)
Biological process (GO): regulation of long-term synaptic potentiation; regulation of presynaptic cytosolic calcium ion concentration
Cellular component (GO): terminal bouton; synapse; dendrite
Molecular function (GO): calcium ion binding
Source: RefSeq, a predicted model, not a curated record